UAGUCCCUGGGUCGGUCUGUCCUGAGAAAGCAAUCUCUGUCCAUGGGUCCGUGCUCUGCCCGCCCGCCACGCAUCUGCCCUUCUCUUCUGACUCCGCCCCACAUCUGUCCGGAACCGCCUUGCGUCUGAGCUGACCCAGUGCGCUUCUGCCAGUCAGUCCCUCCGGACCUGCCGCAAGUCUCAGACUGCCGAAACCACCGCGCGUCACUCGCCUCAACAGUGUUACUGAGUCUGCUUUUAGCUUCCUUCGCCUUGGCUUUUUCUGUUCGUGAACAGCUGCUUGGCCCAUAGCUUAGAGAAAGCAGACUUUUCUCUCCUAAGAGAGCCUCCUCCCUGUGCUCAGAGAGAUGGGGAGUGGGGAGCCUAAUCCUGCUGGCAAGAAAAAGAAGUACCUCAAGGCUGCCCUGUAUGUGGGUGACUUGGACCCAGAUGUCACCGAGGACAUGCUUUAUAAAAAGUUCAGGCCUGCUGGCCCUCUGCGCUUCACCAGAAUCUGCCGUGACCCAGAGACCCGCAGCCCUCUGGGCUAUGGCUAUGUUAACUUCCGCUUUCCUGCAGAUGCUGAGUGGGCCCUGAACACCAUGAAUUUUGAUCUGAUUAAUGGCAAACCAUUCCGCCUCAUGUGGUCUCAGCCAGACGACCGCUUAAGAAAGUCUGGAGUUGGAAAUAUAUUCAUCAAAAACCUGGACAAAUCCAUAGACAACAGGGCUCUUUUUUAUUUGUUUUCUGCUUUUGGGAACAUUCUCUCUUGCAAAGUUGUAUGCGAUGACAACGGCUCUAAGGGUUAUGCCUAUGUGCACUUUGACAGCCUGGCAGCUGCCAAUAGAGCCAUCUGGCACAUGAAUGGUGUGCGGCUCAACAACCGCCAGGUGUAUGUUGGCCGAUUCAAAUUUCCAGAAGAGCGGGCAGCUGAAGUUAGGACCAGGGAUAGAGCAACUUUCACCAAUGUUUUCGUUAAAAACUUUGGCGAUGAAGUAGAUGAUGAAAAACUGAAGGAAAUUUUCAGUGAAUAUGGGCCAACCGAGAGUGUUAAGGUAAUAAGAGAUGCCAGUGGGAAAUCUAAAGGCUUUGGAUUUGUAAGAUAUGAGACACACGAGGCUGCUCAGAAGGCUGUGCUAGACCUGCACGGAAAGUCCAUCGAUGGGAAAGCCCUAUAUGUAGGGCGAGCACAGAAGAAAAUUGAACGUCUGGCUGAAUUAAGGCGAAGAUUUGAAAGGCUGAAAGUCAAAGAAAAAAGUCGGCCUCCGGGGGUGCCUGUCUAUAUUAAGAACUUGGAUGAGACCAUCGAUGAUGAAAAACUAAGGGAGGAAUUUUCUUCCUUUGGAUCAAUUAGCCGAGCCAAAGUGAUGGUGGAAGUGGGGCAAGGCAAAGGGUUUGGUGUAGUCUGUUUCUCCUCUUUUGAAGAGGCUACCAAAGCAGUGGGUGAGAUGAAUGGUCGCAUGGUGGGCUCCAAACCGCUGCAUGUGACCCUGGGCCAAGCCAGGCGCAGGUGGUGAGAAUAAGAAUGUUCAAUUUGUUUCAGCCUUAAGCUGGUGCCUACUUAGUUUGGGCUACUUUGUGAUAAAAGGUUAUUUUAUGCCAAUUCACAGGUUUUUUUUAAGUGAGUAUUUUCUUUUUUUAAAAAAAAGUGAGACUAGAAAAUCUUGUUCAUUUUAGUGAAGAACAUAAUUUCUAAUUGUAAAACUGUCAUUUUGUACUAAUUUUUGAUGUAAUAUUCUUAGGAUUAUGGAGAAUAAAGUUUACUUCUCCACACAUUUGUUUUCCUAAAUGAGUCGAGGUGAAGUAACUGAGUAUAUUUUCUUCCUAUUUCAAUACUACUACUAAAUUUGAUUUCUUCUAUGAAAAUAUUCUCAAAAUGCUCCGUACUUCUGAUUCUAUCACAGUACAAACUUCUAAUUUGCUUUUUGACAAAUCAAUAGCACAGGGGGAAAUGUAUGUGGUCCAGUUAUCAUUUGUGCAUAAUUUGACUUUAAAUUAUUAAUUAAUAUGAAUAUUCUUUGAAAAAGAUUUGAGCUUUUUUCUUUCCUUUAUUUAUAUUAUUUUCAUUUUAAAAUAUAUUUUGGGCAUACCACAAACUGAAUAGUGACUGUGACUAAGUGUUGGGAGUUUUUUUUAUUAACUUCAUACUCAGAGAAAUAAGCAUAUUGGUGUUUUUAUCAAUCAGUACCUUAGGAAAUUAAUACUUUAGGCAUUAAUUUUUUAAAUUAUUAGUUUCAUCUUAAAAACCUUUCCUGAAAAAUUUGAAAUUUGACAACAAUCUAAAGAGCAUUCUUGCUAUUCACUUUUCUAAAUUCCUUUGUAUGUAUACUUGAAUAAUGUUAAAUUAACAAGAAAGAUGAAUAACUGCAUUGAAUUGCCUUUAGAUAAGUUUAAGAUUUUAACUUCAUCUCUUAUUGUCAAUAUAAAAGGUAAAUAAUCCGUAUAAUGAUAUUGAAAAACUACUUUGAAAAACAUGUAUUAAACUUGUCAUUCUCUUGUAAUUAUUUAAUAUAUCCAUGUGAAAAUAUUCACAGAUGUUUCAAAUGAAGGAAAAAGUUGUUACUCCUGAUUAAAUCAUAUGCCUUCAUCUAUCA
This is a messenger RNA of Myotis brandtii (Brandt's bat), 2573 nucleotides long. RefSeq names its product poly(A) binding protein, cytoplasmic 5 (gene PABPC5). NCBI's taxonomy places the organism in Eukaryota, Metazoa, Chordata, Mammalia, Chiroptera, Vespertilionidae. The coding region runs from base 348 to 1496 and encodes 382 amino acids. Gene Ontology annotation, cellular component: ribonucleoprotein complex. Gene Ontology annotation, molecular function: RNA binding. The record is from RefSeq and is a predicted model, not a curated record. The transcript is spliced from 2 exons.